Molecule: messenger RNA, 537 nt
Organism: Acanthosepion pharaonis
Lineage: Eukaryota; Metazoa; Mollusca; Cephalopoda; Sepiida; Sepiidae
Source: the annotation of a GenBank genome assembly
AUGUCAGCCACUAGUACUGUUCAUUCCGAUAUAGCAUCCAUAUCAACAUGCACACCUGCAAUGUCAGCCACUAGUACUGUUCCUUCAGAUAUAGAAUCCACAUCAGCAUCCACUCCUGCAAUGUCAGCCACUAGUACAGUUCCUUCAGAUAUAGCAUCCAUAUCAGCAUCCACUCCUGCAAUGUCAGCCACUAGUACUGUUCAUUCAGAUAUAGCAUCCAUAUCAGCAUCCACUCCUGCAAUGUCAGCCACUAGUACAGUUCCUUCAGAUAUAGCAUCCAUAUCAGCAUCCACUCCUGCAAUGUCAGCCACUAGUACAGUUCCUUCAGAUAUAGCAUCCACAUCACCAGCCACUGCUUCAAUGUCAGUUACUAGUACCGUUUCUUCAGAUAUAGCAUCCAUAUCAGCAUCCACUUCUGCAAUGUCAGCCACUAGUAGUGUUCCUUCAGCAUCCAUAGCAUCCACUCCUGCAAUGUCAGCCACUAGUACAGUUCCUUCAGAUAUAGCAUCCCAUCCACCAUGCAAUGUCAGCCACUAG